Lathyrus oleraceus (garden pea) is the source of this 1755-nucleotide messenger RNA. RefSeq lists its product as uncharacterized. NCBI's taxonomy places the organism in Eukaryota, Viridiplantae, Streptophyta, Magnoliopsida, Fabales, Fabaceae. The transcript has 6 exons. The record is from RefSeq and is a predicted model, not a curated record. The coding region runs from base 1 to 1755 and encodes 584 amino acids. Gene Ontology annotation, molecular function: nucleic acid binding; zinc ion binding.
AUGGAUGUGAAAUGUGCAUUCCUGAAUGAACCUCUAGACGAAGAGGUGCAUGUAACACAUCCUGUUGGGUUUGUGAAAGAUGACCAAGAAAAGAAAGCAUACAUGCUGCAUAAAAUCUUGUAUGGAUUGAAACAAGCUCCAAGAGCUUGGAACAAGAAAAUAGACGACUUUCUAAGAGAGAAAGAGUUUGAGAACUGUUCGAUAGAGCAUGUUGUGUAUGCCAGGAGAAGCAUGAGUGAGCUGAUUAUACUAUGUCUAUAUGUCGACGACCUGUUGAUAACAGGAAGUUGCAAGAAGAAGAUCGAAGACUUCAAACAUGACUUAAGUAAGGAGUUUGAAAUUUCAGACUUGGGAAAUUUCUCAUACUUUCUUGGUAUCAAGUUCUACAAGAGUGAUAGAGGCUUGAUGAUGCACCAAAGAAGAUAUAUAGGCGAAACACUCAAGAGAUUUGAGAAGCAAGAUUGCAACCUAACUUCGACUUCUGUUGAGUCCAGAUUAAUGGCUAUAAGAAACGAUCACGCUAUUAUGAAUAUUCUGGCGACGUUCAAGGGCAAGUAUGAUCUAGAGGGUGCUCAGGAAGCUGAGGAUUGGUGGAAUAACACUCACCAGAGACUAGACGUUGUUGGUGCUGAGAUCAUUUGGGUUGUGUUCAGGGUGCGAUUCCUUGAGAAGUAUUUUCCUGAAGAUGUGUGUAGCAAGAAGGAUAUUGAAUUUCUUGAGCAUAAGCAAGGAAACAUGACGGUUGCUGAGUAUGCCUCCAAGUUUGAGGAACUAGUGAAGUUCUGCGCUCAUUACAAUGGUGUGCCUGUGGAGGAAUCCAAGUGCAUUAAGUUUGAGAACGGACUACGACCUGAGAUUAAGAGUGUUAGUGAGAGAAAGAGAAAGAAUCAGUUUAUGGGAAAACCAUACACUGCUCUAGUUGACAAAGGAAAGCAACCGGCUACAAAUGAGAAAAUCCAAGUGGAGGAGGAACUUCAGCUUCUGUUAAGUGUUUCAAGUGUGUGUGGUAAGACAGGUCACUGUGUUGUGCAUUGUUCGAGUGAUGGUCCGAUUUGUUAUAACUGUGGCGAAAAGGGUCAUAUCGUUACCAAUUUUCAGAAGCCAAAGAAAGCACAUUCGGGAUGGAAAGUCUUUGAUUUGACUGGGACAAAGACUACUAGUGAUGACUGUUUGAUUCGACGUAUGUGUUUUAUAAUUAGUAUCCCUUCUAUUGCUAUUAUUGACAUGAGUGCAACACAUUCAUUUGUUUCGCUUGAUUAUGUUGAGAAGUUGGGUUUGAAAUUGUCUUUUAUGGAUGGGAACAUGAUUGUUGAUACCCCAACUCUAGGUCCGGUAAUUACUUCGUGGGUUUAUUUGAAUUGUCCGCUUACUAUCUAUGGUAAGAGUUUUGGUAUGGAUUCAGUGUGUCUACCUUUGAGGAAUCUCGAUAUUACCCUUGGAAUGAGCUGGUUGGAGUUCAAUCAUGUUCAUAUCAACUGUUUUGCCAAGACAAUGUCAUUUCUAGAGUUUGAUACUAGUGAUGAGUUGUUCAUGUCGGCUAAGCAAGUGAAUGAGUUUGUGAAGGACGAUGGUCCAGUGUUUAUGAUAUUAUCUUCUAUGAAGGAAGUAACUAAACUUGUAUUGGACCAGCUACCUAUGGUGAGUGAUUUUCCAGAAGUGUUUCCAAAUGAUAUUAGUGAUUUUCCGUCAGAGCACGAGGUUGAGUUUUUUAUAGACUUAAUACAUGGUACUAGUCCGGUGUCGAUGCCUCCUUAG